AUGGCGCCAACGAGACCGUCGAAGAAGGCAAAAGCCAAGAACCGAAGCCACCCCAAAAAGUCGACACCAGCAUCCACGAAACCAGCAAAACAGCUCCUCGCCGAAGCGACCGCACUCCUCGAGCAGGGCGAUGCGCCGGGCGCAGUAACCACCGCGCGACAGGCCCUCGACGCGGCCCUCGAGAACGACGACACGCGCGCGUGCGCGGCACACAUGCUGCUGGGCGAGAUCAACGUAGAACUAGGCGAGAUCGACACAGCGAGGGGACACUUCCUCGACGCCGCGCGGCUGGACGAGGACGGCUCGCUGGCCGAGGAGCUGGGCGGCGGGCCGGAGAAGUUCAACUGGCUGGCGCAGCUGUCGGAGGAGGGCGGUGCCGACUCGGUGCGGUGGUUCGAGCGGGCUGCGGCGUGCCUGCGGGCGCAGAUCCAGGCGCUCGACGACGCGGCGGCCGAGGCGCGGCGGAAGGGCAGCGCGCGGGGCACGGCGGAGCGGGAGAUAGAGGCGGCGGCCACGGAGAAGAAGCACAAGCUGUCCGAGACGCUGUGCGCCGUCGCCGAGGUGUACAUGACGGACCUGUCGUGGGAGGAGGACGCGGAGGCGCGGUGCGAGGCGCUCAUCACCGAGGCCACGAUGCUGGCGCCCGAGCUGCCCGAUGCGUGGCAGACGGUCGCGAACGUGAGGGUCAGCCAGAGCAGGACGGACGAUGCGGUGGCGGCGCUGGAGAGGAGCAUGGCGCUGUGGACGGACUUGGAGCCCGAGGACCCCGGGGUGCCUCCGUUCCCGUCCAGGGUAAGCCUCACCAGGCUGUUGAUUGAGUGCGACUUGCAACAAAAAGCGGUGGACGUGUGCGAGAGGCUGGUGUUGGACGACGACGGAAGUGUGGAGGCCUGGUAUCUAGGAGGGAUGGCACAUUACACUCUGGGCGAGAAGGACAAAUCGGAAGCGAGCGACACAAGGAACGGUGACAAUACCUCAGAAGCAAAGGAUGGCUGGAAGAAGGAGUGGGUCAGAGCGCGGCAGUGGUUGUCACAAUGUCUGCUAUUAUUCGAGGCUCAAGAGUACGAGGACGAGAGGCUGGGAGAGCACGCCAAGGAGUUGCUCUCUACGGUCAACGCAGAGGUGGGUGAUCUCCCGGACGAGGAGGAUGAAGAUGAAGACGGUGCUGGCUGGGAGGAUGUGGAUGAAGACGGCGACGAAGAUCACGAGAUGGACCAAUCUUGA
Messenger RNA from Diaporthe citri, 1224 nucleotides. RefSeq lists its product as uncharacterized. The transcript has a single exon. Gene Ontology annotation, molecular function: protein binding. Lineage: Eukaryota; Fungi; Ascomycota; Sordariomycetes; Diaporthales; Diaporthaceae. Bases 1 to 1224 code for a protein of 407 amino acids. The record is from RefSeq and is a predicted model, not a curated record.